AGCCGGUCCACCUUCAUUUUGACUUUCUGCUGUCUUAGAUGUCUGGUGAGAACAUCCUGUCUUCUCCAGAGAUCUGAAACGGGCAUUAUGUCUCACCUCUUGCACAUGGAGAUUCCAAACUUCGGCAGCACUGUUCUGGACAGCCUUAACGAACAGCGGCUGCUGGGCCAGCACUGCGAUGUGGCCAUCAUGGUCAACGGACAGGCCUUCAAGGCCCACCGCGCCGUUUUGGCGGCCAGCAGUCUCUACUUCCGUGACCUGUUCAGCGGUAGUGCCCAGACGCUCUUUGAGCUGCCCUCGUCCGUGGCCCCAUCCUGCUUCCAGCUGAUUCUGUCGUUCUGCUACACGGGCCGGAUGACGGUGAGUGCCAGAGAUCAGCUGAUGGUCAUGUACACCGCAGGCUACCUUCAGAUCCAGAACAUCGUAGAGCGAGGAAUGGACCUCAUGUUCAAGGCCAGCGCUCCAUACUGCGACUCGCAGACAUCUGCCACAGAUGAUCCCCCGAGCCCAAACAACAACAACUCCUCCCUGUUGCUAGGCGACCAGCCCACAACUGUCUGCAAGAUCAAGGAAGAGAAGCUGGAGACCCAGGUGUGUGCUCAGAAUGGGGAGCUAAAGCACUCCGAGGAGGACAGGGGACCUAGGGUCAGAUCUUCAAGGAAUGGCACUCUUUUCUACACAAGUGGAGGCGCAAAUGGGGUCAUACCUGUGAUGCAUGCUUACGAGCACUCGACCCGAGAUCAUGCCAGUCCCGGUGCCUCUAGCCUGCCGACCACAGACAGCCCAACUUCACACCAAAAUGAGGAGGAGGACUUUGAAGACGACUCGUACGAGAGUCUGACAAAUGGGAAGAUCUUCGGGGGCUCGUCCGGGAUAUAUGGCAGUAAAUGUCUUUUAAUGGACUUCUCUUUUGCUCCAUUGCAGCUCAAAACACUACGGAUUUAUCCCUGUGAGUGUGAUCUCUUGUGUGUCUUCCCAGUGCAAGAGAAGAUGUCCUCCCUACCUCUGUCCUUGGAGAACCGUUUCUGUGUGCUGUUAGGAGGAGACAGAGAGGCUCUGCCUGCCGGACUCAUCAGCCAGAUCGGCUACCGUUGCCACCCUGCUCUCUACACAGAGGGCGACCCUGGAGAGAGACUGGAGCUGAUUGCAGGAUCUGGUGUCUUCAUGACUCGUGGGCAGCUGAUGAACUGUCACCUCUGUGCUGGGGUCAAACACAAAGUCUUGCUGAGACGUCUUCUAGCUGCUUUUUUUGACAGGAACACACUGGCUGACAGCUGUGGAACUGGAAUACGUUCCUCCAACUGUGAUCCAAAUCGCAAACCACUGGACAGUCGCAUACUCAACACAGUCAAACUCUACUGUCAGAAUUUUGCCCCUAACUUCAAAGAAAGCGAGAUGAAUGUGAUUGCCGCAGACAUGUGCACCAAUGCCCGGAGAGUUCGCAAACGCUGGCUCCCCAAGAUCAAGUCCAUGCUUCCGGAGGCGAUCGAGGUGUACAGGGGGACUGCGGUCCUGAGCCAGGUGGAAGGAGCUACCCAGCCAGGCGGUGGCUUUCCCUUUGAGUCAGAGUUCAAACACCUGGCAACGUCAAAUCUGACUCUGGAGCAGCAUCUCUAUGGAGACUGUAGAGAGACACUGAGGAAUGGCUCUCACUUCAAUAUGGAAGAGAGGUCCCAAAAAGGUGAAGAAGCCAAGACUGAGCCAAGCCAAGCCAAAGAGCCAGACAACCAGGAAGUUGAAAGGCUUCCGGAGAGUCCCGAGAGAGCGGCCAGUGUGCUCGCCCUCAACCCUGCCAGCAAGAAAGGGGAAAAAGAGCAUGCAACCAGCAGCCCCAGAUCACAGAGAGAGGAACAGAACAGACAGAGACCACAAAAAGACGAUCAGUGACUUCCUCCACUUCAUACUAUUAAAAACUGGUCUGCAGCUUCUCACACCAAAAAGGAUCAUUAUCAGUAAAGGCAAUCUCUCAUGCCACUGAACAUUACAUUAAAGCUGCAUGAUCAUGGGAACUGGACAUACAACAUUUUUCCAGGAUAGACUGAAAAACGUCUGCAUUAAAUACAGUUGUGAUUACAAGUUUACCAACCUCUUGAAGAAUCUACAAAAUGUUUGUUUCUUUUAAAAUAAGAAGGGAUCAUAACAACUGCACUUUAGUUUAUUACUCACCUUAUGAAGCUGUUUAAUAGAUAUUUACAUUUAUUCCACAUGACAAAAUAAUUAAAUUUACACAUCUGAUUCUUUUUUUUAAAGGUUUACAUACCCUUGGAUUUUAAUAUCAUAUAUUGCCUCCUCAAGCAUCAGUGACUGUUUGUAGGUCUUUUACGAUAGUUGUGCAUGAGUUUCUGUUUUGUCCUGAGCAGUUAAGCUGUUCUUGACAAAGCCUCCAGGUCCAGUAAGUUAUUUGGUUUCCCAGCAUGCUCUGGACAAUUGAGGGACUCAAAUGCAAAACUGUGAUGCUUGAGGCAACUCACAAUAUUAAGAAUCAAAGGUAUGUAAACGACUCAUUAGGAAUUUUGUGUAGUUUUUUUUUCUCAUGAAAUUAACACAAAUAUCUGUUAUGCAGCAUCAUCAGGGCAAUACUAAAUUACUAAAACAACAACAUUUUCAUGAUCUUAUUUU
This is a messenger RNA of Sinocyclocheilus rhinocerous, 2619 nucleotides long. RefSeq names its product nucleus accumbens-associated protein 2-like. NCBI's taxonomy places the organism in Eukaryota, Metazoa, Chordata, Actinopteri, Cypriniformes, Cyprinidae. The record is from RefSeq and is a predicted model, not a curated record. Gene Ontology annotation, molecular function: DNA-binding transcription factor activity, RNA polymerase II-specific; RNA polymerase II cis-regulatory region sequence-specific DNA binding; protein binding. The transcript is spliced from 4 exons. Gene Ontology annotation, biological process: regulation of transcription by RNA polymerase II. Bases 88 to 1887 code for a protein of 599 amino acids.